Molecule: messenger RNA, 1641 nt
Organism: Populus euphratica (Euphrates poplar)
Lineage: Eukaryota; Viridiplantae; Streptophyta; Magnoliopsida; Malpighiales; Salicaceae
Product: probable sodium/metabolite cotransporter BASS1, chloroplastic
Exons: 7
Coding region: 72-1331 (419 amino acids)
Cellular component (GO): membrane
Source: RefSeq, a predicted model, not a curated record
AAUAAUAACCAUACAAGGCCACCUAAAAUGGCAGUGUGAGUGACUCAGUCCCGGAAUCUAAACUCAUCACAAUGUCCCUCUCUCCCCUUCUCACAUCAACACGGCCCCCACUCCUUGAUAGAACCCACUUCAAGAUCACUCACACUAACCCCAAAAAACCCACCUUUUCUUCACAUCCAAGUUUCAGAAACCUGCCCACGUUGAUACUGAGCUCCAGCUCCGGCUCCGGCUCUGGCCAUGAGGGAUCUGGUCACCUACCUGUGUCCCCACCAAAACCCACCUCCCUGGAUUGGCAACAGAACGUGUUAUCCACUGCAGCAAGCUUGUAUCCUCUCUAUGUGACUGCUGGUGGGAUUCUUGCUUGCUUCAAGCCGUCUGCUUUUUCUUGGUUUGUGAAGAGAGGUCCAGCUUCUUAUAGUUUGUCUCUUGGGCUCAUCAUGUUGGCUAUGGGUCUCACUUUGGAACUCAAGGACUUGAUUGCCUUGUUUAUGCAGAGGCCUCUCUCUAUACUAUUUGGAUGUGUCGCUCAGUAUACAAUCAUGCCAGCUUUUGGACUGAUUGUUAGUAAAGCGUUGGGGCUUCCACCUUCCUUUACAGUUGGAUUGAUAUUGCUCGGUUGUUGCCCUGGAGGUACUGCCUCUAAUGUGGUGACCUUAAUUGCUCAAGGGGAUGUUCCACUUUCUAUUGUAAUGACAGGGUGCACUACUCUUGGUGCAGUACUUCUCACUCCAUUUCUGACAAAAAUUCUGGCAGGAACUUAUGUUCCUGUGGACGCAAUUGGUCUUUCCAUCAGCACUCUACAGGUGGUUGUUGCUCCUAUUCUGCUAGGUUCAUAUAUGCAGAGCAAAUUUCCUGCAGCUGUGAAAACUAUCACGCCUUACGCACCACUGUUUGCUGUUUUAGCUUCAUCACUGCUUGCUUGCAGUGUGUUCUCAGAAAAUGUUGUGCGUCUUAAAUCCUCAAUGGUUGCUGCGUCAUUGCCAUCUGAUGCCUCUCUAAUUCUUCGCAUUCAGUCAAUCUUCUCUGGUGAAAUGGGAACUAUAAUGCUUGCUGUUCUGCUGUUACAUUUUGCUGGCUUCUUUGUUGGGUAUAUAUCAGCAGCAAUUAUUGGGUUUAAAGAGCCGCAACGGCGGGCAAUAUCGAUUGAGGUUGGAAUGCAAAAUUCUUCCUUAGGUGUGGUAUUAGCAGCAUCGCAUUUCACUUCACCUAUGGUUGCAUUACCCCCAGCUAUGUCUGCUGUGAUUAUGAACAUCAUGGGCAGUAGUAUAGGCUUCUUCUGGAGAUACACGAAUCCCUCUGAUUCAAAGGAAAGCGUACAGUCCCAAGAUUGAUGGAAGUGUAAAUGAAGCCCUCGAUGAUUAUUCACUGAACAUUUUAAUCUUGUUCUUCUGUCUUCAUCAGUGUUCUUGAGAAAUUAUCUGUCAAACCUCCUAGUCGUUGACCAUAGGAUGCAAUGUGGCUCUUCCUCUCCCUAACCCUUGUCUCGGAACUUCAGGCUUGAAUUCAUGUUUCAGAAGAGCACUGGUCUUGAAUUCAUGGAGAGUGGACAUGAGAUCUUGAUGAAUAAUGGUUCAUGUAAAGUUCUCAGAAUUCAUGUAAUUCAAAGUGAUGCUAUGGUUAUAAAAUUUAAAUUGUUUUUGU